Mycena indigotica is the source of this 882-nucleotide messenger RNA. RefSeq lists its product as uncharacterized. The record is from RefSeq and is a predicted model, not a curated record. The transcript is spliced from 5 exons. NCBI's taxonomy places the organism in Eukaryota, Fungi, Basidiomycota, Agaricomycetes, Agaricales, Mycenaceae. Bases 1 to 882 code for a protein of 293 amino acids.
AUGUCCACACCAAGCCGGUUCCGCAUGCCCUCCCUCUCCCUUCCUCGCAUGCGGAGGUCAAGAACAAACAGUUCACAAAUUUCGGAGACGACACUUGUCAGCAGCCCGACCAGUGAUGACGCCACCAGCGACGAUGCUGGGAAAAAAGAAACAGCAUUAGCGCUACCAACACCACCGUCGAUAGCCAAAAACAUCUUUGUUGUUUCGCUGCAGACGCUAGGCUCCGUCUCGAGAAACAUCCCUUUCUGUACGGCACUCAACGGCGUCAUUGAGCCAUUGCUCGAUGUAUUAAAUAGACUGGAUCAAAGUAUGUGGAACCAGCGGGCUCUCGCCGACUUGGCCGCUCGCAUUGAUUCGCUCAGGAUGAUCGUGGCGAGAAGUGAGGCCAGUAACGGGCAAGUCGUUAUUGAGCGCCUCCAGCGUGAACUCGCUUCCAUCCAACGUGAUCUUGAGCAAGCUAUGGCUCAAGGCAAGGUGGCCCAGUUUUUCAAUAGCAACGAUGAUGCCUCAGCUAUUUCACGCCACAACGACGUUCUCACCACCAUAAUAAUCGACUCGACGUUUGAAAACGUUAGUCAGCUUUCGGAAACGGUCCACAAUCUCAGGGUCAGUCAAGUCUCCUCUCUCCAGCAGACUGGGCAGACCUCGCAAGUUGACGCUGUCGCAUUCGAAAGACGGAUUGUCAUCACAGGUGGGGUAGGCGGCGCCGGUGGCCACGGAUAUAUCGGCGGAGAGGGAGGGGAUGGAGAAGGACCAAAUGUUGAUCUGAGAACGAUGCAAGCCAACGUCAUCAUGGGAGGCGUCGGGGGUGUUGGGGGGAAUGGGAUUCAUAUUGGUGGAAAAGGUGGCGCGGGAGCUGCGCCAGUGAUCAGGUACCAUUAG